AUGUCAAUGAUAAUUGCUCAAACUCCUAAAACUUAUUUCGGUUCUGACAUUCAAAAAUCAUUAGGUUCUCUUCCCGGAUUUCCAUGGGCAAAAUACCCCAGAGAAAAACAUCUUCCCGGUCAUAAUUACACUGGUCCAGGUACAAGACACAGGUUUAAUAGAUGUCAACAUUUCAUAUCACGAAGAAUAUUUAAACCAUCGCAGGCAGUGGGGGAUACUACCAAACUCUGUGACAAAUAUCCGAUGAUUCAAAAUUGUCGAUACAGAUUUCGAAAAUGGAAGUGCCGAAGAACAAGCGUUUUGGAAAAGGAUAAAAUAUGUGACGUAUAUCUACCGAUUCUACUAGGAGCGGUCGUGACACUUGACCCUUGA
Lottia gigantea (owl limpet) is the source of this 372-nucleotide messenger RNA. RefSeq lists its product as hypothetical. NCBI's taxonomy places the organism in Eukaryota, Metazoa, Mollusca, Gastropoda, Lottiidae. The transcript has 2 exons. Bases 1 to 372 code for a protein of 123 amino acids. The record is from RefSeq and is a predicted model, not a curated record.